UGGAGUGCAGGAGCCAGCAGCUGAAGCAGGAAGCUUUUAUGUUACCAGAAACUUUGGGAGACUAAGCUGCGGAAGAGGGAUUUUUCAGUACUUAAAAGCCACAGCAGAGCCUGCCAGUCGGCCAGACGCUGAGGGCGCUGUAAAUCUUGGAUCCUCCGUCCCCAGGGCAGGCGUAGCUGGGCGCUGAGGAUCUGUCUGGUGGUUCCCAGGACGCGCUGAUGCAGCUCUGCCAGAAGACAGAUGGGGAAAAGAUACUUUUGUGACUACUGUGACAGGUCUUUUCAGGACAACCUUCACAACAGGAAGAAACACCUCAAUGGAGUGCAGCAUCUCAGGGCUAAGAGAGUCUGGUACGACUUAUUCCGAGAUGCUGCCGCUAUCCUGCAAGAGGAGCAAACCAAGAAACCGUGUCGGAAGUUUCUGCAAACAGGACAGUGUGAUUUUGGGUCCAACUGCAGAUUUUCCCACAUGACAGAGCAGGACCUGGAGAAGCUGAGUGCUCAGGUUCAAGGGGAGCAGAGAUCGAAGGAGCUGCGGCAAGAGGGAGCAGAUGUCCCGCCUGGCACAAUUGAGGACUGGCUGGAGAAGAGAGCAAAGAGACUGAGCGCGGCUCAGAGUAACAGUUCUCUGCCUGAGAAACCAGCGCCUUUCCAGUACCCGCCGGGCUGGCCGCCGGUGCAGGAUCUGCCCCCGUCCCUGCAGGCCCCCCCACCCGGAGGGUGGCCGGUCCCCCCCAACCUGCAGUGGGGCUGAGGCAUAGGGACCCCCGCAGAGGUUGCGCUGGAGAUGGACUUCUUCCUUGCCUGCUCUAAGAAAGGGACAGAAUUAUUUAUAUACGCUUUUAUAUCAAUAAAAGCCUUCCCCCUU
Messenger RNA from Gymnogyps californianus (California condor), 867 nucleotides. RefSeq names its product zinc finger matrin-type 5 (gene ZMAT5). Lineage: Eukaryota; Metazoa; Chordata; Aves; Accipitriformes; Cathartidae. Gene Ontology annotation, cellular component: U12-type spliceosomal complex. The coding region runs from base 241 to 753 and encodes 170 amino acids. The transcript has 6 exons. Gene Ontology annotation, molecular function: zinc ion binding. The record is from RefSeq and is a predicted model, not a curated record.